AAAGGGUUAUUGAAUGGACGAGAGCAAGUUUAGCUACGGCUGUGGCCACUUGCCUGCAUUCUUCCGAAUUCCAAUUAGAACCAUGCAUGCCAACAGAAACGAACCAUUUUCAUUGUCCAUAUAACCGAACAUCCUUUUUUUGUUUUGAACCCCAAAAGUUGCCUCUCUCUCUCUCUCUCUCUCUCUCUCUCUCUCUCUCUCUCUCAAAAUAUGGAGAAAGAAACUGAACGUAACAUGAGGAGUUUUGACAUGGAUAUGCAGAAGACUGAUCUUACACAGAACAGGAGAGGACUGUCGAGGUACUAUUCAGGUAAAGCACGCUCAUUUGUGUGCAUGGCCGAGGUUCGGUGUGUGGAAGAUCUCAAGAAACAAGAACACCCCCAGAAGAGGAAGAAGCAUUCUGAGAGGCUGGUUCCUCCCCUUCCGUGUCGGAGGGUGUCAAGUAGUGCCCAAUUCGCUUCGCCCAUUCUUGGAAUGUAAAUUAUGUAAUAUAUUAUCGCAACUCAAACCAAUAGGCUGGCUCCUCCUCUCUCGCUUCGUAGGGUGUUAAGAAACAAGAACACCCCCAGAAAAGGAUGAUGCAUUCUGAGAGGCUGGUUCCUCCAGUCUCGUGUCAUAGGGUGCCAAGUAGUAGAGCCCAAUUCGGUUAGCCCAUUCUUGGAAUGUAAAUUUUGUAUUAUCACAACUCAAACCAAUAGGUACAUGUAAUUUUAUGUAUCAAAGCCACAAAAAAUUUGCACAAAUAUGAAAUGAAUAGAAACAGUUUCCUCUCAUCUGCAUCUAGUGAAUGAAAAGGGAUAGAGAAGGCAAUGAUUCAGAAUAAUUAGAAGCAGAGACAUAAACCUGUCAUUAAUCGGCUAUCCUCGUUUCCCAAAAUCUAAAGCUGAUAAUUACAAGUUUCAGCCUCAACAAAUCUGUUAAGUUAGGACAGAUACAAAUUGUACCUACAGUUUGAAUUACAAAAGUUAAAAGGGGGCAAAAAAUUACAUGUAUCUACUCAAGCGAAAAGGUUUAGACCUAACCAUGAAGAUCCCCUGAAGUUGCAAAAAGAAUCACCAUUCCCCUCUAACAAUGGUACAAAAUGAAAAUGUGAUAAGCCCAUAUCAAAGUUAGAACCAGCAACACUAUUGCAACCUCUUCUUCUUGCUGCCAUCUGAAUUGCCAUCAUCAAGCAUGAACAGAUCAUCGCCAUCGUCAUCGUCAUCAAUUUCGUGCAGUUCGUUUUUAGAAGAAUCAGGAAGGGUAGCAUCAGACAUUUCAGGCAACUUUCGUUUCUUCCCAG
Molecule: messenger RNA, 1282 nt
Organism: Rhododendron vialii
Lineage: Eukaryota; Viridiplantae; Streptophyta; Magnoliopsida; Ericales; Ericaceae
Product: protein OXIDATIVE STRESS 3 LIKE 3-like
Exons: 2
Coding region: 211-480 (89 amino acids)
Source: RefSeq, a predicted model, not a curated record